Messenger RNA from Eimeria necatrix, 2343 nucleotides. RefSeq lists its product as hypothetical. The record is from RefSeq and is a predicted model, not a curated record. Bases 1 to 2343 code for a protein of 780 amino acids. NCBI's taxonomy places the organism in Eukaryota, Apicomplexa, Conoidasida, Eucoccidiorida, Eimeriidae. The transcript has a single exon.
AUGAAGACUUUACUAAACUCUUCUCUCCAGAAGCCCCUUAAACGAGACGCCCUCACGGGGGGCCCCCCGGGGGCCCCCCUGGAGGGGCCCCCCGGCGGGCCUUCUGGGGGGGCCCCCCAAGAGGGGCCCCCCGGGGGGCCCCUGGGGGGCCCCCCGGGGGGGCCCCCUGGGGGUGGCCCCGAGGCUGCCAGCCCCAGCAGCGCCAGGAAACGCCCCGAAGGUUCCCUCGCAGCAGCAGCAGCUGAUGCAGCAGCAGCAGCAGCAGCAGCAGAGCCAGCAGCAGCAGACGCAGCAGCAGCAGCAGCUGCAGCGGAGACGGGGGCUGCUGCCGCCAGUACAGACUCCGCAGCAGCGGCGCUGGCAGUGCGCCCAGCCGAUCCGCCAGAGCCCCGGUCUGCUGCUGCUGCUGCUGCUGCUGCUGCUGCUGCUGAAGCAGCAGCAGCAGCACCGUCAGCAGCAGCAGCAGCAGCAGGCGGUGUGUCUCCCGGGCCAGCGCCGCAGCCACUCGCCUGCCUGCCCGCGUCUUCGCCGUCUCCCUUUGCUGCUGCUGCUGCAGCAACAGCAGCAGCAACAGCAGCAGCAGCAGCAGCUGCUGCAGCUUCGGGUGUACGUACACCGGAGGCCCCGUCCUGCCCCGUGUUCCCAGGGGGAGAAGGCCCCAAGGAAGCAGCAGCAGCAGCAGCAGCAGCAGCAGCAGCAGCAGCAACUUACCAAAACACAACAACCCCACCUUUGCUGCCGCUGGGCAUCUGUGGGGCCCUGGGCCACCCGCAGCCGCAGUGGAAUCCCCACGCGAGGCCUGUGCCCACAGUGCUGUGGCCGGAGCAGCAGCAGCAGCAGCAGCAGCAGCAGCUGCUGCUGCAGCAGUCCCUGCAGCAGCAGCAGAACGGCUUCCUCUCUGCUGCUGCUGCUGCUGCUGCUGCUAGGCAAAUGGGCGCAGCAGAAUUCAGGGCCAUUAGUAAGACAGAGCCCCACACCCACCAACCGCUGCCGCCUGCACCUUUUCCCAGCAGCAGCAGCAGCAGCAGCAGCAGCAGCAGCAGCAGCGGCAGCAGCAGCAGCAGCAGCAGCGGCAUGGUGUCGCUGCCGCUUGGCGCAGCAACUCCCUUUCCUUCCCUCACUAGCUGCAGCGGCGACGAGCCAGCAGGAGAAUCCACAGCAACAGCAGCAGCAGCAGCAGCUGCUGCUGCUGCUGCAGCAGAGCAGCAACCUGUUCUUUCAGGGGCAGUGACGAAACACCUGCAGCCAGCUGCUGCUGCUGCUGCUGCAGACGCGCCUUCGUUUUGGAUGCCUGCGGAGUUGUGGAAGGAAAAGCUGCUUCCUGCUGCAGCUGCUGCUCUGCUUGCUGCUGAGACACGGCCACCUGCUGCUGCUGCUGCUGCUGCUGCUGCUGCUGCUGCUGCUGCUGCUGCUGAGGAUCCCUCUCGCUGCACGCAGUCGCCGAGGUCCGGAGCAGCAGCAGCAGGGGCAGCGGAAGACGCAGCAGCACCAGCAGGAGCAGCAGCAGGCGCUGCAGCAGGCGCAGCAGCAGCAGCAGCAGCGCCAGCAGCAGCAGCAGCAGCAGCAGCGCCUGCUGCUGCUGCUGCUGCUGCUGCUGAGGAGGAGCCGGUGGGUGGCUGCCACAUGACGCCGCUGUUCUCGCAGCGGCAGCUGAGCUGCAGCAUCGAGACGGUGUGGGGCCCGCGGUUCGCAGCAGCAGCAGCAGCAGCAGCAGCAGCAGCAGCAGCAGGAGCGCCCUGCUGGCGGCUGCACCUGCAUGCAGGCCUCUGCGGGCUCGUGCUGGGGGGCCGCGGCUUCUUAAGAGUUGUUGAAGGAGAAAGGGAGCAGCAAGUGCUGCUGCAGCAAGGCUCUGUCUUCAGCAUUCCCCCCCUAGUCCCUCACUUGUUUGCUGCUGCUGCUGCUACUCCCCUCGUCCUCUUCCUCGCCUACGCGCCCCCCCUCGGCCUCAACGCAGCAGCAGCAAGCAGCAGCAGCAGCAGCAGCAGCAGCAGCAGCAGCAGCAGCAGCAGCGGCGGCGGCAGCGGGGGCGGCGCGGCGGCUGCGGCGGGCUCCCCGCGCAGCUGCAGCAGCGCCUACGGCCCGCACCUCGGCGCCCAGCAGCAGCAGCAGCAGCAGCAGCAGCAGCAGCAGCAGCAGCAGCAGCAGCAGCAGCAGCAGCAGUUUCUGCAGCAGUUCGAGCAGGGGAACUGGCAGCUGCACCUCAGUGGGGCAAGCGCUGCAGCAGCUGCUGCUGCUGCUGCUUCAGCAGCAGCAGCAGCAGCAGCAGACAGACACGAACCCCCCCACCGCCGCAUGCAACGGGGAGACCCCUGGGCCUUUGAAGAGGCGGGGGGCCCCCCUUAA